Messenger RNA from Nicotiana tabacum (common tobacco), 392 nucleotides. NCBI's taxonomy places the organism in Eukaryota, Viridiplantae, Streptophyta, Magnoliopsida, Solanales, Solanaceae. The record is from RefSeq and is a predicted model, not a curated record.
GUCCAUGGCUGCUCGAGUUGGAGCUCGACAAACAGCUGCUUCUGUUUCGCGAGCUGCUGCCUCACUUCGUCUUCUUCAAGCUUGAGCAUCGCCAUGGCCAAGCCGUCUCCGAGCUGCUGCCUCACCUUCAUCUUCUUCGUUGUCCGCUUCAAGCUCGCGCUGCUGCUUCAUCUUCCCCAUACGAACGACCUCCGUUACUGCUUCGUCUGCGCGCGAACAACUGAACGCGCCCCAGCUGCUUCUGUUUCGUGUCGACUGCCGCUACUGUUUUGACGUACUUCUUAAAGUCGAGUUCGUCGUUGAGUUAGUCGUUGAGUACGGACAGAUUUAUUCCCAAUUGAGGUUUGUCGAAACAGUCCAUACAAUCGAAUUCGUCGUUGUUCAUCUCCGGU